ACCACACCGCACCACGGAGACUCAACGCAACCGCGCGCACGAGACAGCGAUCGAUCGAGUAGGCAGCCCUGCCGAGAUGUACCAGGCCAUCCCGUACAGCGCCGGCCGCCUGCCGUCGUGGCCGCGGGCUAUGCCAUCAUCAGCGGAGGUUCCGGAGGCUGGCUCCGUCGCCGCGGCCGAUCACCAGGCGGCGGCGGCGAGGAGCGGGGACGGCGGGGAGGCGGUGAGGAGGGCGGUGGCGGAGAGCCCGGUGGUGGUGGUGGGGAGGCGCGGGUGCUGCCUCAGCCACGUGGUGAAGCGGCUGCUGCAGGGGCUCGGCGUGAACCCGGCCGUGCACGAGAUCGCCGACGACGCCGAGCUCGCCGCCCUCGCCAACGCGGAGGGCGAGGUGGCGGCGCUCCCGGCGGUGUUCGUCGGCGGGCGCCUCCUCGGCGGGCUCGACAGGCUCAUGGCCGUCCACAUCUCCGGCGAGCUCGUGCCCAUCCUCAAGAGCGCCGGCGCGCUCUGGCUCUGAGACAAAUCCAUGCAUCAUGCAUCAUCCGUGGACGGAGUAAUGAUAUAAUUAUUAGUACAGCUAGCCGUUUGAUUAGGACUUGAUCAUCUUUUCUCCAUCUCUUUCUUCUUUUCUCCGUUUGAUUCCUGAGAGAUCACGUGAACCGGUGAUGUUCAACCUCCGAUCGAUUCUCUUGCUUGGAAUCAAUAAUGGUACGGUGUUGCUACUUGAGAUAGCUAGAUAGAUAUAGGCUUAAAAUUCUUUUAGGGGAUGAAAAAAUUAGGAAAUGUUGUGGUUUAUGUUGCUUACUAUUUCGUAUUUAUUUCCGAUCGAACACGCUUGUAAAUACAUCGAUGAGUGAUGAGAGAUGUACUAUAAUUUGCACUAUCAUUUUGUACAGCAGCUCUUGUUCUUC
Lolium rigidum is the source of this 908-nucleotide messenger RNA. RefSeq names its product monothiol glutaredoxin-S9-like. The record is from RefSeq and is a predicted model, not a curated record. The transcript has a single exon. Bases 77 to 514 code for a protein of 145 amino acids. Lineage: Eukaryota; Viridiplantae; Streptophyta; Magnoliopsida; Poales; Poaceae.